AGCAAUAACUUCAAUCGAAGGUUUGGGAGUAGUAUGAUUCAUCUUUCAAGCUUCACCUUUAAUUUCAGCGACAUAGAAGAUGGCAGCACAGCCUCACUUUCCUGGCAGUUUCUUCAUGUUUCUCAGCUUCCAAAGUGAUCCAAUUAUGCCAACAAGAGAGAGAAUUAAAAAAUAAACAACAACAGAAGGAACCACGAAAUAGAAAGCUGCCUACUAUCAGUUGGGUAACCCUUCACUUCGCAUCCACUACAUCAUCUAACUUCUGUUUUUCAGAUGAAAUGUCCAAGUUGGCGGUUACUGCUUCCAUUAUCAACAAAAAAAAAAGGAUUAAAAGAGAUUAUCUUUAACAGCCAGUGAAACUUUAUAAGUUAAAGUUGCCACUAAUUCAUGGUUUCCACACGAUCUUAAACAAUGACCACCGAAAGCCAUCUGAGAUCGAGAUCUCAAGUACAGAAUCGGCUCACAAAAGCCAUCUUUGAGAUCGAGAUCUCAGGUACACAAUCGGCUCAGGGACUUGUCUGAGUAAAAGAUGUGACUAGAUUACCCAAUUUGUCAAGGGAGUACUUGAAGAGAAUUGGUCGAAAUGGAACACAGCGGGUUGCUUUUCAAGGCUGGAAAACGUGGAGGAAGGACAACAAGUUAUGAAAGGUUGGAGAAAGGAACUUCAUCCACAUUGGUUAGAGAAGAACGCACUCUCCUAUACUGACAGAAAACUAAGAUGUUUCACAACAAACACAAUUAAACGACAUUGACUAAGAAAGGGAAUUUUGUGCAACACUUCAAUUUAUAGCAAGAGGCGUCUUCAUUUUGUCGCCGCCAUGUUGCCGUCAGAAAGAUUAUUCGAGAAGUUUAUUAUUCGAAAAAUUAUUCAUGUAUGUUCCGCCUUCCCAGGAGACUUUUCGUCCCAGGUUCGUUUCGCCUGGAAGUUCUUUCGCUUCUUCUUCCGUACAUUCCUGCAGAAUAGGGAGCAAAGAGCACAAGACCGAUAAUUCAUUUACAAGGUUCUUGCUCAUAUUUGAAAUGGCAAAUGUCUCUGCGAUUCCUGAAAUCCUGUCAAACGUGCAGGAUAGUUCAGGCCAGAUCCCACCUGCAAAUGGUGCAGGUUUUAACCGGAGUUAUAGAGACAGGAAAGAAGAUCAUAAAAAGAUCAAGAUAGAAGUAUUUGCACAGACUAUAAGAAUUAGAGAAUUUAUAUUAGGCUGAAAACAGAGCGGCAGGAAUAUAAAUCGAAGUGAUUUGAACAAUAGGAUAUCAUUGAGUUUUUAAUUUUAGUUUUUAUAAAAAUUAAUUUUAUAACGUAACGUAAAAUAGCAUAAUAACUUCAUUUAAGCGUCGAUGUCUUUAGCUUAGAGAGCCAAUUUGGGACACUAAAAUAAUAGGAAACUUAUAAAAUGAGUUUAUACAUGGUAUCAUUCGGUAAAUUUAUAGUUCACUAGAAUCUAACAUUUUUAAAGAAAAUUAAAAUUUACAAAUUAAAAAUUACCUUAUUAUCUCACCUUAAAAUAUU
Stylophora pistillata is the source of this 1507-nucleotide messenger RNA. RefSeq lists its product as uncharacterized. The record is from RefSeq and is a predicted model, not a curated record. NCBI's taxonomy places the organism in Eukaryota, Metazoa, Cnidaria, Anthozoa, Scleractinia, Pocilloporidae.